GAAACCAUGGCGCGCACGAAGCAGACUGCCCGCAAGUCCACCGGUGGCAAGGCCCCGCGGAAGCAGCUGGCCACCAAGGCGGCUCGCAAGAGCGCGCCGGCCACGGGCGGCGUCAAGAAGCCGCACCGCUACCGGCCGGGUACCGUGGCCCUGCGGGAGAUCCGGCGCUACCAGAAGUCGACCGAGCUGCUGAUCCGGAAGCUGCCGUUCCAGCGGCUGGUGCGCGAGAUCGCGCAGGACUUUAAGACCGAUCUGCGCUUCCAGAGCUCGGCCGUGAUGGCGCUGCAGGAGGCGAGCGAGGCCUACCUGGUGGGGCUGUUUGAAGACACGAACCUGUGCGCCAUCCACGCCAAGCGCGUGACCAUCAUGCCCAAAGACAUCCAGCUGGCUCGCCGCAUCCGCGGGGAGCGGGCUUAAGGCGUACAUUUUAAAGUAGACGAUCUAAAGGCUCUUUUCAGA
Messenger RNA from Cervus elaphus (red deer), 459 nucleotides. Its product is annotated as histone H3. The record is from RefSeq and is a predicted model, not a curated record. The transcript has a single exon. Gene Ontology annotation, cellular component: nucleosome. Lineage: Eukaryota; Metazoa; Chordata; Mammalia; Artiodactyla; Cervidae. Gene Ontology annotation, molecular function: structural constituent of chromatin; DNA binding; protein heterodimerization activity. Bases 7 to 417 code for a protein of 136 amino acids.